This is a messenger RNA of Mycotypha africana, 1072 nucleotides long. RefSeq lists its product as uncharacterized. NCBI's taxonomy places the organism in Eukaryota, Fungi, Mucoromycota, Mucoromycetes, Mucorales, Mycotyphaceae. The transcript is spliced from 2 exons. The coding region runs from base 205 to 828 and encodes 207 amino acids. The record is from RefSeq and is a predicted model, not a curated record.
CUGUCAAAAUGUUGUCAUCAUUUUUGGAACCCCUCCUGCCAUCGACUUUUGAUGAAUAGACUUGCUUUUUCCAUACGCCAUUAUUUAAACCUUUUUGCAUGAAACGCAAAUAAAGGAUCCCUCUCACCCCCCGGAUUUUCCAUUUUUUUCUAUUUCUUUUUUUUCUUUUUUCUCUACUUUUUCAUAAACAAAUAACAGAAAACAAUGAGCAGACCACCUAUUACUACUACAAACAAAGUCUCCAACUUCCUCUUGGAUCCUUGGUCCACUGUCAAGGUCGUCGCACCGGCUGCUGCUGUUCAAUUGGUGCUUCACAACACAGUCUUGAAGAAGGCCAGUUUGCGUGAAUUGACCUUGGGUCUUACUCUGCUGAAUGCUAUUUGGUUUGCUACUACUUUCAACUGUAGUUACGUUGAAACCCCACUGAUUGCUAAAGUGCCAAGUCUUAAUGAAAAUACAAAGUUGGACGUAGGACGUCAUCGCUUCAAUUGGAUUAAUAAGAUUGAGGCAACUGUCAGUUUGAUGAGUCUUAAUCUUUACUUGAACUGGCACGAACGUAUUUUGAAACAUAACGGUUUUGUUGACUGUGUAUUAAAAACGGCUGCUCUUGCUCCCAUUGCCAUUACUGUUGCUCAGAGCGUUUACUUCUUACCUAAAUUCAGCAAGCGCGCUGCACAAGUUGCUCAGGGAAGCGUUACUGCAAAGGACAUUUGGGACAACGAUCCAUUUUUCUUAAAGGGGCACCGUGCUUACAUCACCUUGGAUACGCUGAAGCUUUCCGCCCUGGCUGUUGCUGGUUUACGAUUUGGUACAAUGUUGAAGAAUUAAGCUCAUUUUUCUCUUUAAAAAAGAAAAAAUACAAAAAAAAUAAAAAAUAAAAAAUGAACUGUUGACUUUCACAUUACCAAAAUGGCUAUACAUUCAUUCAAAAAAAAAAGCUCAUCUUGUCUCAAAAGGUGAAAAGCGAACACACUGUAUCUGCUAUUUAAAACUCAGAGAUAUCGAUGUGGUUGAUUUUUUCAUGAUGAAGGUUAAAACAAAAUAAAUGAACACAGACCUUUCUGUAGGACAC